Dunckerocampus dactyliophorus (ringed pipefish) is the source of this 2018-nucleotide messenger RNA. RefSeq names its product GTPase activating protein (SH3 domain) binding protein 1 (gene g3bp1). The transcript is spliced from 12 exons. Gene Ontology annotation, cellular component: ribonucleoprotein complex; cytosol. The coding region runs from base 13 to 1656 and encodes 547 amino acids. Gene Ontology annotation, molecular function: mRNA binding. NCBI's taxonomy places the organism in Eukaryota, Metazoa, Chordata, Actinopteri, Syngnathiformes, Syngnathidae. The record is from RefSeq and is a predicted model, not a curated record.
CUGGUUGAAUCUAUGCUGAGGGGCGGGACGUCAUUUGCGGCUGCGCAACUGAAACCGGCAAGCGAGGAGGCACGUUGUGAAAGUGCUUGUUUUACUUAUCGUCAUCAUUCAAAGACAACUUUUGUUCCAGACAACCCACUCAUAAGAUCACCAGUCUCCGAGCCUCCAGUGAGCCAAGAAGAAGAAAUGGUGAUGGAGAAGCCAAGUGCCCAGCUGGUCGGGCGAGAGUUUGUCCGACAGUAUUACACGCUGCUCAACCAGGCGCCCGACUACCUGCACAGGUUUUAUGGGAAGAACUCAUCGUAUGUGCAUGGCGGCCUGGACGCCAACGGCAAACCUCUGGAGGCAGUUUACGGCCAGUCGGACAUCCACAAGCGUGUCAUGGCGCUGAGCUUCCGCGACUGUCACACUAAGAUCCGCCACGUGGACGCUCACGCCACACUCAACGAGGGCGUGGUGGUCCAGGUGAUGGGAGAGCUGUCCAACAACAUGCAGCCCAUGAGGAAGUUCAUGCAGACCUUUGUCCUGGCACCGGAGGGGACCGUCGCUAACAAGUUCUACGUCCACAAUGACGUCUUUCGCUACCAGGAUGAAGUUUUUGCCGACUCGGAUUCUGAAGCACCCGAAGAGUCGGAGGACGAGGUGGAGGAAAUGGAGGAGCGUAUUCCCUCCCCUGACAUCCUGCCUGAAGAGUCCAGUUCCUUCUACGAGCCACCACCUUGUUCUGAAGCAGCACUUCCCACUGAUGACGUGGAAGCGGCAGCGAGCCCAGAACCAGAACCCGAAGGGGAGAAGGAGGCGGACGGCACUGUGGCGGACCUGAAGCAGGACGCCACACAGGAGACACAAAGCGAUGCGCACACAGCCAAUGAGCAGACAGAGAAAGGCCCCGCCCUCAACGCUGGCACGGAACCUGCUGAGCCCGCCCCCGUCGCCCAGGAAGAAAACAAGCCGUUCUCGUGGGCCUCCGUGACCAGUAAGAAUCUCCCACCCAGCGGGGCUGUCCCAGUUUCAGGAAUCCCACCCCACGUGGUCAAAGCCACGCCCACAGCACCGGCCCGAAUGGAGUCGAAGUCAGAGUCCCAGACGUCGUCACAGAGACCCCAACGAGACCAGCGCCCCCGAGAGCAGAGGCCACCCGCUGCUCCUCCUGUGCACAGAGGACCACGAGCUGCUCGUGAGGGCGAGCAGGGUGAGGUUGAAGGUCGCAGGGCGGUCCGCUACCCCGACGCCCAUCAGCUCUUUGUGGGCAACGUCCCCCACGAUGCGGACAAGAGCGAACUCAAGGAAUUCUUUGAGCAGUACGGGACGGUUUUGGAGCUGCGGAUUAACAGCGGAGGCAAACUUCCUAACUUUGGCUUUGUGAUCUUUGAUGCCUCUGAGCCAGUCCAGAAGAUCCUCAGCAGUCGGCCCAUCAAAUUACGUGGCGACGUGCGUCUGAACGUGGAGGAGAAGAAGGCUCGCUCGGCCCGAGAGGGCGACAGACGGGAUGUGAGGCCUCGCGGCCCGGGAGGACCUGGUGGUCCCAGAGAGCGAAUUAGUGGCGGCGGCCCCAGAGGCCCCCCCACCCGCGGAGGAAACGCACAGAAGCCCAGUUUUGGUUCCGGCCGGGGCGCGGGACCCAGCGAGGGGCGUUACUCGGCUCAGCGUCAGUGAGGUUUGACUUCCUGCAGCGGAACCAUUGGACUUGACCAAAUUGAUCUUCACGCGUUUAGUUGACUCACUGUCCAGUCCCUCUUUCACCAUGGCCGCCGCCUCCGAGGAAGCUGCAGUGACCCCGCCCCCUGGCCAGCUGAUGAAUUUUGGGACUUUUGUUUCUCCAAGCUGAACUUGAAGCGGACUGGUGGACUUGAGAACUUUUGGUUCUUCUCUUCAUUUUCUUAAAGGACGUCGACCUGCGGUGCCCUGCUUCCUCUUUUUAGCCUGUCGGGUCAACUUGUUCUUCGCUUCUUCACCGUCGUGUUGCCGGCUCGCCUGAACGCCACACAACUAAAUUAAAGUCAUUUACUGUUUUAAAA